GCCUCUCGGGCUCCCAGCUUAGCGCAGAGGAGGCGCGGCGACACCGCGGGGCGCGGCCGAGGGGAGGAGAGAGCAGAGCGCGGGCGAGCGCCGAGCUGGCCGGGCCUCGCGGGGCCGCUGCUCCGCCAAUCUGCGGGCGCUGACGCGGGGGGCGGCUCCACGGCGCUCGGAUAUCAGCUGGCCUGGCGCGGGGCGCCUGGAGCUCCGCCGUGCGGGCGCUGCGCUCCGGGUCGGCCCGCUGCACCUGCCAGAUCGCGGCUUCGCCCCGCGCGCCCCCUCGCGCUCCCCUUUUCGCUCCAGUCUCUCCAGCCCGGCCUUCUAGCCGCAACCUGACAACGCGGAGAAGUAGCCUUGUCACCCGACCAACACCCGGAGUGGCCCAGCGGGAGCUUGGCACUCUGGAUCGGAACCGUCGCGCCCCGACCAGGAUGAACAGCCGCGCCUCUUGCCUACACGCCCAAUGAGUGUGGUAGCCGUCCCGGAGACCUUCGUCCGCUGCUGUGUUCCUUGUCACUUCUGCCACCAGAUCCACCGACAAAGGCCACUGGCUGCUCCCCGAGAUGGCCUGGAGAGCUGGUGCUUUGGUAGCGGGUGUCCUCCACCACGUCCGAGUCUGGGGACAGCCCCUGAGCUGGUAGCUGCUCGUGCGCUGAAUGGACCUUGACCCGCGAGUCGUUGUCGGCUUGGUGCCAAGCUGAGGGGUGCCGGUGUAGCGCGCAUCCGGAACCCCCUGAGCACGCUGGCCUGCGCGGUCAUGAAGAUGAUCCUGGUGCGCAGGUUUCGCGUGCUCAUCCUAGUGGUGUUCUUACUGGCUUGCGCUUUGCACAUUGCUGUUGACCUGCUACCCAAGCUGGACCGGCGCGCUGUGCGAUCCACGGGGGAACCCGGCUGUUCCUGCGCUCAGCCGGCGGCAGAGGCAGCUGGCCCAGGCUGGGCCCAGGCGAGGAGCCGCCCGGGGGAGUCCGCCGGUGGCGACGCAGGCUGGCCCAACAAGCACACACUGCGCAUCCUGCAAGACUUCAGCUCAGAUCCAGCCUCUAACCUAACCUCCCACUCCUUGGAGAAGCUGCCUCCUGCAGCAGAGCCGGUUGAUCACGCCCCACGGGGCCAGGAGCCCGGCUCCCCGCCACUCCGUGACCGUGCGCACCGCCCGCUGCUAAGAGACCCUGGGCUUCGGCCACGGGUGCCGCCCUCUGACCCCAGCGGGGACGGAUCGCUCUUAGCCAAGUUGUUUGAGCACCCACUUUACCAGGGUGCUGUGCCUCCUCUGACAGAGGACGACGUCCUGUUUAAUGUGAACAGCGACAUCAGGUUUAACCCCAAGGCAGCGGCAGAAAAUCCAGACUGGCCACAGGAAGGUGCUGAAGGAGCAGAUUUCUUGCCUACUGGCGAAGCAGCCGUGGACCUCUAUCCUAAUUGGCUCAAAUUCCACAUCGGCAUCAACCGGUAUGAGCUGUACUCCAGGCACAACCCAGCCAUCGACGCUUUGUUGCAGGACCUCGGCUCUCAGAAGAUCACCAGCGUCGCCAUGAAGUCAGGGGGCACACAACUGAAGCUCAUCAUGACCUUCCAGAAUUACGGGCAGGCGUUAUUCAAACCCAUGAAGCAGACGAGAGAGCAGGAGACACCGCCUGACUUUUUUUAUUUCUCUGACUAUGAGAGGCACAAUGCGGAGAUCGCUGCUUUCCACCUUGACAGGAUCCUGGAUUUCCGCAGAGUCCCUCCUGUGGCUGGCAGGAUGAUCAACAUGACCAAGGAGAUCCGGGAUGUCACACGGGACAAGAAGCUGUGGAGAACCUUCUUUGUGUCUCCAGCCAAUAACAUCUGCUUCUAUGGGGAAUGUUCCUACUACUGUUCCACGGAGCAUGCCCUGUGCGGGAGACCCGACCAGAUCGAAGGCUCCCUGGCGGCCUUUCUGCCUGACCUGUCGCUGGCCAAGAGGAAGACAUGGCGGAACCCCUGGCGUCGUUCCUACCACAAGCGAAAGAAGGCCGAAUGGGAAGUGGACCCCGAUUACUGUGAGGAGGUGAAGCAGACGCCACCCUACGACAGUGGCCACCGAAUCCUGGACAUCAUGGACAUGACUGUCUUUGAUUUCCUCAUGGGAAACAUGGACCGACAUCACUACGAGACCUUUGAGAAGUUCGGGAAUGAGACCUUCAUCAUACACUUGGAUAACGGGCGCGGGUUUGGGAAAUACUCACAUGAUGAGCUCUCCAUUCUAGCACCUCUUCAUCAGUGCUGCAGGAUCCGGAGAUCCACCUACCUGAGGCUGCAGCUGCUGGCUAAGGAGGAGCACAAACUGAGCCUGCUGAUGGCCGAGUCCCUGCAGCGUGACAAGGUGGCUCCUGUGCUUUACCAGCUGCACCUGGAGGCCCUGGACCGGCGGCUGCGCAUAGUGCUGCAGGCCGUGCGAGACUGCGUGGAGAAGGACGGGUUGAGCAGUGUGGUGGAGGACGACCUAGCCACUGAGCACAGAGCCGCUACCGAGAGGUAGUGACCCGCACUGCCCUUGAGGAAGGAGCGCAGAGCCUAGCCACCUGUGAAUUCAGUGAAUUCAGAUGGGACGGGUCAUCCCCUUCGGCUGACCUGUGGCAGGGAGCAUGGGGUCUCCCUCCUGUCUCUGAUAGGGAUGUGUGGGCCUCUGGAUCCAGCAGAGACCGGACAAAGCACUCUGGACAUGGAGGAAAGAAACCUUGACUCACUGUUUUAUACUUAACAAAAGGCUCACACUCCCGUCGAUGGAGAUCCACCCAGCAGAUCAGAGAUCACCUCUGGAGCACUUUGAGGACCUCCGGUGAUGUGAUCACACGCUGGCCCUCAAUGACAUCCACUUUCUGCUCUCCCUUCCCGGAGCCUCCUCCCUCAGAGGCUGCAGAGCUCCAGGGAGGGGAGGCUCGGAUGGACAUCAUGGCCUGUGCGUGGGCAGAUGAGUGCCCAAGAAUGGGGCUUUGGAUACAAGUGACCAGCUAUCCACUUGUUCGCUGCUGCACAGUAGCCAGGCCUUACUCGUUGGCGGUGGACACUGCCUGCCUCGGCUGAGCUCUGGACAGUGGGUGCCAAGGCACCCUGCAGGGCUCAUGGUCGGUCCCAGGGCAGCAGGUGAACCUUGGGACAUUUUUGUGGAGUAGUUUGCAGUGGGGUGACAGUGCAAUAAAGGGACAGCAAGUGUGUGCCGUGGCUCAAUGGGGUGGGGCCUCACUCCUUGGUUCAGCUGCCCUCCUAGACAGCCCAACAGUGUGGCCAAGUUCUGCCCUUAUGGUGUCUGUGUGACCAGGUCUUCAGCCUGAUAGGGCUAUGGAGGGAGCUACCUGCCCAACCCCCAGUACAUAUGCAAGCUAAGCAAGGCCUAUGCUCCAAAGGGACAGGGGAAAGGAGGUGACAUGAAGUUAGCUAUUUCCUGCCUCACUCCUGCAAAGUUUGGGGCUCUGAGCCACAGGCGGUCCCCCAAGGGUAGCAUCCACACAGCCCUACGUAGAGUCAUGAUACAACUGAGCAGGAGUCAUAGAAAGGCUUGCCCAGGGGCCAGUGAGAGCUGAAAGCUAUUGCAGUGUUGGUACCAGGGCUCAGAUAUGGUUUCUAUUGCUAUGAAGAGACCCCAUGGCCAUAGCAACUAUUACAAAGAAAAAACAUUUCAUUGAGGUAGUUGACAUUUUCAGAGGUUCGGUCCAUUAUCAUCAUAGUGGGACAUGGCAGCAUGCAGGCAGACAUAGUGCUAGAGAAGGAGCUGGAAGUGUUACAUCUUGAUCUGCAGGCAACAGGAAGUGAACUGAGACACUGAGUGUGGCUUGAGCAUAUAGGAGGCCUCCAAUCCUGCCUCCACAAUGACACACUUCUCCACCAAGGUCACACCCAUUUCAAUUAAGUCAUACCUCUGAUAUUCCACUCCCUUUGGGGGCCCUUUUCUUUUAAGCCACCACAGACCCCCCCUCCUCUGCUGGAAGAGUCUGUCUUCUUCUAGUAAGCUGCUGCUGUGCUGGGCAGGGACUGGACCUCCUGCAGGAAGCAAGAGUCCAGGAGAGGACAGUGGCCAGGACCCUCUCUGGACCUGUGCACUCCUGAGUCACAAGAAUGUCAAAAAGCCUGCCCUGCCGCUAUUCCAGGCAUUCCCAGCUCUGUCAUCUAGAACCCAACAG
Messenger RNA from Chionomys nivalis (European snow vole), 4136 nucleotides. RefSeq names its product FAM20C golgi associated secretory pathway kinase (gene Fam20c). Gene Ontology annotation, cellular component: Golgi apparatus. Gene Ontology annotation, biological process: protein phosphorylation. Gene Ontology annotation, molecular function: protein serine/threonine kinase activity. The transcript is spliced from 10 exons. The coding region runs from base 755 to 2497 and encodes 580 amino acids. Lineage: Eukaryota; Metazoa; Chordata; Mammalia; Rodentia; Cricetidae. The record is from RefSeq and is a predicted model, not a curated record.